AUGGUAAGCAUGGGAGGGUACACACUUCGUCACGUGAAAGAGGGUAAUUGGAAGAGCGUCAACCUAAAUUGCUCUUAUGCAUACUUCCAAUAUAGUCUGUCCAACAUAUUCGGGAGCGUGUGCUCGAUAGACCUUAAAAUAGACGCAGAAGGAAGCCGGAAGUUCGCCUUUUUGCGAAAGGACAAAAAGGGAGACAAGUGUCCCAUCUUCUCAGAUGGAGAGGACAUCAACGGAGUUGCCACAAUCAGUUUAAAGCCAGGAAAGAAAUUUGAACAUUACGGGAUCAAAUUAGAAUUGAUUGGUCAGAUAAACAUUCUAAAUGACAAGUCGAAUUCAUAUGACUUCUUUUCCAUAUCGAAAGAUCUAGAGCCCCCAGGGUUUCUAAUAGAAAGCAAACAGUUCAAAUGGAAAUUUUCUUCAGUGGACAAACAACAUGAAUCAUAUUUUGGAACUAAUGUAGAGUUACGGUACUUUGUCAGAUUAAAUAUAAUAAAAGGAUAUGCAGGGAACAUACAAAAGGAAAUUGAUUUUAUCGUUCAAAAUUUAUGCAUUCCUCCUGAGAUCAACAGCACUAUAAAAAUGGAGGUAGGAAUUGAAGACUGCCUUCAUAUUGAAUUCGAAUAUGAUAAGUCCAAGUAUCAUUUGAAAGAUGUUGUGGUUGGUAAGGUUUACUUUUUACUUGUGAGGAUUAAAAUAAAACAUAUGGAGUUAGAUAUUAUUAAAAUGGAGACCUCUGGGGUUGGUAAAAAUUACACCACUGAGACGGUUACAUUAUCUAAGUUUGAAAUUAUGGAUGGGUCACCAAUAAAGUCGGAGUGUAUCCCGGUGAGGCUGUAUUUGAGUGGGUUCGAUUUGACCCCCACUUAUAAAAAUAUUCAAAACAAGUUUUCCGUUAAGUACUAUAUAAAUUUGAUAAUUGUGGAUGAGGAUGAGCGCCGCUACUUUAAGAAGCAGGAGAUUUUCCUUUGGCGCAAGAAGCUGGGGUGA
Molecule: messenger RNA, 987 nt
Organism: Plasmodium fragile
Lineage: Eukaryota; Apicomplexa; Aconoidasida; Haemosporida; Plasmodiidae
Product: vacuolar protein sorting-associated protein 26
Exons: 2
Coding region: 1-987 (328 amino acids)
Biological process (GO): retrograde transport, endosome to Golgi; intracellular protein transport
Cellular component (GO): endosome; retromer complex
Source: RefSeq, a predicted model, not a curated record